This is a messenger RNA of Aspergillus ibericus CBS 121593, 1044 nucleotides long. RefSeq names its product zinc-binding alcohol dehydrogenase family protein. Gene Ontology annotation, molecular function: oxidoreductase activity, acting on NAD(P)H. The record is from RefSeq and is a predicted model, not a curated record. NCBI's taxonomy places the organism in Eukaryota, Fungi, Ascomycota, Eurotiomycetes, Eurotiales, Aspergillaceae. Bases 1 to 1044 code for a protein of 347 amino acids. The transcript has a single exon.
AUGGUUCACGCCGUGGCCGUGACAGCCCCUGCGACAAUCUCGGUGGUGAGCGACCGGCCGAUGCCGAUCCUGCGGGACGACUGCAUCCUGGUCAAGACCGUGAGCGUUGGCCUCAACCCUACCGACUGGAAGGCUGUCCUCCGGAGUCAGCCCACCGUCACUGUCGGCUGCGACUACUCAGGCAUCGUGGAAGCCAUCGGCCCCGGCGUCAAGAAAGCCUUCCGGGUCGGGGAUCGCAUCUGCGGCACCAUCCACGGCAGCAACCCCACACAUCCUGAAGAUGGGGCAUUCACGGAAUAUGCCCUGGCGCUGGGAGACCUACAGAUUGCCAUCCCCGAGCGACUCAGCUUCCAGGAGGCAGCAACCCUAGGGGUCGGCCUGUCUACCAUCGGCCAGUCGUUGUACCAAAGUCUGCAACUCGCGCCUAUCGAUCAUCCUCUUACCCAGCCGGAACCCAUUCUCAUCUACGGUGGUUCCUCAGCCACCGGAACUAUUGCGAUUCAGUUCGCCAAGCUGUCGGGGUAUGAGGUGAUCACGACGUGCUCGCCUGACCAUGAGGAGUUGGUGAAGAGUCGUGGUGCUGACAGGGUUUUUGACUAUAAAGAACCCGGGGCGGCGGAGAAGAUCCGGGAGUAUACAGAAAAUCGGCUCAUGCUGGUGAUGGACACGAUUUCGACCGAGGAGACGGCGGCGUUUUGUGGCAGGGCAAUGAGCACCCAAGGAGGGGAUUAUACCGCGAUCCUGGAUGUCAAGGUUCCCCGCGAGGACGUGAGAAGUCGCUGGACCCUGGCGUAUACGUGUGCAGGCAAGGCGUUCACUUAUCGUGACACCACGAUUCCGGCGAUUUCAGAGGAUCGGGCGUUCGCAGAGGAGUGGAUGGAGAAGGCAGCCAAGGUGGUGGCCGAUGGCCGGGUGGUCCCUCAUCCGGUGCGGCAGGGCCUCAAUGGCCUGCAUGGCGUGAUCGAGGGCCUGCACGCUAUGAGGGAGGGAAAGGUCCGGGGGUGCAAGUUGAUAUACAACGUGGACGAGACGGUUGGAAUCUAG